GACCAAAACACAGUCCGGUCUCCGUGGCAGCCAUCAGGGGGGGUGGGGGUACAGGACGUUGCGCAGUGCAGGACCGGGAGGUGGGACGGUGCGGGAGACAGACAGAGGUGGAGGCUGCUCCAGAUGUGAAUCGGUGGACAUAACGCUGCCUGAGCUAAAGACAGUCACCAUGCAGACAGGUGUGUUCAUGAAGUCUCACCUGGACACGUUGGUCCCGUGUGUCCUGCUCCUUCACCUGUGUCUGGCUGCACCAGGUCAACCAGGGACACAGAGAGAGGAAUCAGUAGAUGACCCUUCUCCGUCUGUAGCACUACCCAAUCCCUUUGGCUCUGGGGAGGAGGACCGCAGGCUGCUGCAGAGUUUCAUUCAAUCCAGUGUGAAGGAGUCUGAGGGUCAGGGAGGAGCAGAUAUCAGCUCCUGGGAACAAGAGGUCUUCUUCCUGUUUCGUCUGUAUGACUUCGACCGCAGUGGGUUGCUGGACGGCUUGGAGAUGAUGAAGCUCCUUUCAGACUACAACUCCCAUCAUACACCAGUAGCACAGGCCAAUGAGUUGGUGAGGAAGAGUGGGGUGGUGUCUAUGGUAGACUUUUUACUCCAGACUCAGGAUCUAAACCAGGACGGUCUACUGGCCCCCUCAGAGCUACUCUCUCCUUCAUUACCUCACACAAAGGACUCCAACAGUGACCAUGCACCUCUUCAGGGGGCAGCAGAGGAGAGGCUGUCAAAGCCCGGCACUGAGGAGGAGACAGCAGGAGCAGCGGAGCAGAAAGAGGAGGCUCAAGUGAACGAGCAACCUCAAUAUGAAGUGAAGAUCGAGGAGGAAAAUGAACUCAUAAAGCAUUCAGAUGAACAAAAUGGACAACAACUCCAAAACGUCCCAGCAGCAGAUCAGGAGCAUUACCAGGGAGUGCCCGUACAUCGGGGGCAACCUGAGAUGUGAACUACAAUCACACUAGAGAUCGUUCUGGUCUCCUGGGUCCUGAGUACCACUAUCACCUGAGAGAACGUCUUAGUUUUCCUCCUCAGUGAAGGAUCUGAUUUUACAAUGGACUGUUUAAUAUUAUUGAUGCAUCUGUUGAGAGUACUCCUGUCACUGUGUUGGAAAACUCCAUCUAUUGCUUUCAUUGUGGAUGCAAAAAUAUCUAAAGCUAUAAAAGGGACAAAGGUCCUGAGUUCAAGAUGCAAUAAUAUCCGUGUUUGUAAAAUGGAAGCCAUCAGAAUAUUUCUUUUAAAUAAAUUUUGUUUUCCCAACCACAAAAAGUUGAUAAUUGAAUUCUAAAUCAUCAAGAUGUGCUUAAUUUUGAUUUUUUUUAAAUCAUCCUAUUUAUUUACCCAUCUCUCCCAGACAUGAUUUUUCUUUGCAGAGACUGUUACAAGCAGCUCAGUGGUGUCAUUAAAUUUUAAUCAGGCUUUCCUUAAAAUGGGGUAAGAACACACAUCUAAUAAUAUAUAUUUUAAUGAGGAAUUAAAUGUUCCUGAAUGAGUUUGGGGUUUUUGAAAUCAUAGAGUAGCCGAGUUACAGUGCUGAGUUACAGCCGACCACCACCAGACUACAGGCUCAUGAAUGUUCAUCUUCACAGGCAGUGACAGGAAGGCCCUGCUGAAACUAGAUCUGAUGCAAUCUUAAAUUCAGUUUUUAUCUGUAAACUGGAAUGUGUUUACAGCCAGACAGGGUUUACUGUUUGUCUUCCUUUGUUUAAUUUUCUAAUCAUUUAUGCAUUUAUACAUCUGGAGAAAAUAAAGUAAAUACUGUCCCUCUCUC
Paralichthys olivaceus (Japanese flounder) is the source of this 1762-nucleotide messenger RNA. RefSeq names its product cell growth regulator with EF-hand domain 1 (gene cgref1). The record is from RefSeq and is a predicted model, not a curated record. Gene Ontology annotation, molecular function: calcium ion binding. NCBI's taxonomy places the organism in Eukaryota, Metazoa, Chordata, Actinopteri, Pleuronectiformes, Paralichthyidae.